AACUACUUGAAAUGUAAAAAUGUUCGAGCCUUGAGUUGAAAAGGCAAACUUGGCAGCAACUUUGAAGGUUCACAUAAUUAUGCGCAUUGCCUUGCCACGGCUCCUGUGCCACAUCCUUCUCUAUCACCUGCUCAUGAUCUCGUCCAGCCUUGCAGCCUGCUACCAACGUCAUUCGAGUUGCCCGCAGAACCAGCAGCAGUCCAGAUCCCAGCUUCUGGACCAGUCCGCGGACCUCACCAUGGGCAUAAGACAAGGCAACUCCAAGCAGACCGCCUCGAAUAUUGCCCAGAAGGCUGCCCAGGAGGCCAAGAAGGCGUCGGACACUCAGGCACCAGCUGCUCUGGCUGCUGCCCGCCAGGUGAAACACCAGCUGGCCGAGAAAGCCAUUGCUGCGGCCAAGGCCGCUGAGGCGGCGCUGGCGGGGAAACAACAACUUAUGGAGCAGCUGCAGGACGAGGUGCACGAGGCGGAGAUUAUUGUGCAGGAGGAAACCUACUCACUGGUUGGUUCACAGACAAAUGUCAAUGUCGCUGUUGCCACAGCGAAGCAAUGUCAAACGCUGUUGCAAUCGCUUCGGAGCUCAGUAAAAGUUGCCGAGGAGGCAGUGAGCAAUGCUGAGGCAGCUGCAUCCGGUGCCCAGCAGGAGUUGUGCGAAAAGAACCAGCUGGUGGAAACCGCUCGCCAGAGAGCAGAGAUGCUGAUGCAGCAGCUGCGCUCCGCCAAACUGGACUAUACCAACACGAGGAAGGCCGCCUACAGGGCUGCCUGUGCCGCCAACGAAGCAAGGAACAAGGCUGUAAGGGACCGAAGAUCCUACGAGGAGGACAUCGGUGGAACUUUUGGGCAGCAGCAGCAGCAGCAGCAACAAAUGCUGCACAAUCACGACCAGCCAGGAAAUCUCCAAGAUCCAGAAGUUAAAGGACAGGUGGAGGGAUGGGAGUAUAAUGAGCAGGGUAAAGCUAUAUUUUCUAAUUGAUGUGCCCUGUAAAAUACAUAUUAUUUUGCUAAAAUAGUUUAAAAAAAAAAUGUAUUAAAAGGACC
Messenger RNA from Drosophila melanogaster (fruit fly), 1041 nucleotides. RefSeq lists its product as uncharacterized. The coding region runs from base 80 to 976 and encodes 298 amino acids. NCBI's taxonomy places the organism in Eukaryota, Metazoa, Arthropoda, Insecta, Diptera, Drosophilidae. The transcript has 2 exons. The record is from RefSeq and is marked reviewed.